AUGGUGGCAUUCGCAUCUGCUGUUGAUUUUUAUUUGAAUCUUUCUCUUUUGGAGCCGCUAACAGGGUCUGAUCGACCAUCACCUUCCUACCUCUCGCGCCACCACUCCGAGUCCUUCGGUGGUCUUCUGAGUCACCUUGUUCACGCCUUUAACGGUGGCUUUGGUGACAACUUUGGUGAUCCAGGCAAUCUGAUACCCGGACACACCGUCCCGCCUCGGCGGGGCGGCAGCCGCGGCCGUACUGGCAUUACGUCAGAACGGCAUGUCGGGCUACCGGGCGCGUCCCCAGGUUGCGGAUAA
Cinara cedri is the source of this 300-nucleotide messenger RNA. The record is from the annotation of a GenBank genome assembly. Lineage: Eukaryota; Metazoa; Arthropoda; Insecta; Hemiptera; Aphididae.